AUGGCCGCCGGCGUGAACAGGCUUCCGCCCCGUCUCACCACGCUUGCGGUCUUCUCCUCGCCGACACCGAGCCCCUUCGGCCCCAACAAGCGCGUCGCCAGGCCCAGGCUCAGGCCCCCGCCGAUCUCCAUCUCCAUGGACCCGGCCCUCGUCGACCCGGCCCACCUCCAGGCGCUCAUGCUCGCCUGCGCGCACUCCUGCGCCAUCCGCCUCUCCCCGCCGGAAGCCGCCGCGCGGCCGGAGCCCGUCGACAUCCGCAAGCUCCGCACCGCCGUGGCGCACAGCUUCCUGGUCGUGUCCGUCUUCUGCGGGACCAGGUUCCUGGAGGAGGACGACGGAGGAGACGACCGGCGCUUCAUGGGCCUGGAGCUCGACCUCGGGCUCGGGCGGCGGGGGGAGCAGCGGCUCGUCGGGUUCGGACGGGCCGUCUCCGACAUGGGGCUCACCGCCUCCGUCCAUGACGUCGUGGUUCAUCCAUCAGUGCAGAGGAGAGGAAUUGGGCGCAAAAUACUUGAAAAAAUUACAAGGGUACUCCAUAGCAGAGGUAUUUAUGACAUUUCUGCAUUAUGCACAGGAAAGGAGAGGCCAUUUUUUCAAGCAUGUGGAUUCGGUGAUGAUGCAAUGGGUGCCACAACGAUGAUGUACACUAGAAACUUGUACAAAUAG
Molecule: messenger RNA, 666 nt
Organism: Triticum turgidum subsp. durum (durum wheat)
Lineage: Eukaryota; Viridiplantae; Streptophyta; Magnoliopsida; Poales; Poaceae
Source: the annotation of a GenBank genome assembly